This is a messenger RNA of Cryptomeria japonica (Japanese cedar), 1562 nucleotides long. RefSeq lists its product as uncharacterized. NCBI's taxonomy places the organism in Eukaryota, Viridiplantae, Streptophyta, Pinopsida, Cupressales, Cupressaceae. Gene Ontology annotation, molecular function: protein-folding chaperone binding. The record is from RefSeq and is a predicted model, not a curated record. Bases 196 to 1227 code for a protein of 343 amino acids. Gene Ontology annotation, cellular component: cytosol. The transcript has 3 exons.
UCUUUCGAUGCAGGCCUAGAAGCUUCUCAAAGCGUCGUUCUCCUUCUCCUGCCUGUUUAUAUGAUCUUGUUCACUAGAGGUACUAGACGGCAACUAAAAUUUGUUCUGUUAACUACAGUUUUGGUUUUUCUGUUUCUGUAUUUACAUUAACACAGAAUUAUUUCUUGAGGAGCUAUUGUUUUCGUAUAUCUGGAGAUGGGUGUGGAUUAUUACAAAGUUCUUAAGGUAGGGCGAAGUGCAACGGACGAUGAUCUGAAGAAGGCGUACAGAAAAUUGGCAAUGAAAUGGCAUCCUGACAAGAAUCCAAAUAAUAAGAAGGAAGCUGAGGCCAAAUUUAAAGAGAUUUCUGAGGCUUAUGAGGUUUUAAGUGAUCCUCAAAAGCGGGCAAUUUAUGAUCAGUAUGGUGAAGAAGGACUGAAAGGAGUUCCUCCACCUGAUGCUGGUGGCUCUGGUUCCUCCUAUUAUAAUGGCAAUGCCGGACCAAAUGUGUUUAGAUUUAACCCCAGGAAUGCAGAAGAUAUAUUUGCAGAGUUCUUUGGUGGUUCAAGCCCUUUUGGAGGAAUGGGUGGCUUUAGCAGCACAAGUACAAGAGGUUCAAGAUUUCAUGAUGGAAUGUUUGGAGGGUUUGGUGGCACUGAAAAUGUUUUUAGAUCCUUUGGUGAUGCAUCUGCUGCUGGACCUCGUAAGGCUGCCCCGCUGGAAAACAAGUUGCCAUGCACCUUGGAAGAGCUUUAUAGUGGCUCUACAAGAAAAAUGAAAAUAUCACGAAAUAUUGUGGAUGCUAGCGGGAAAUCAAUCCCAGUUGAGGAGAUUUUAACAAUUGAGGUUAAACCUGGAUGGAAGAAAGGAACAAAGAUUACGUUUCCUGAAAAGGGCAAUGAGCAGCCAGGUGUCGUUGCUGCUGAUCUUGUGUUUGUGAUUGAUGAGAAGCCACACAGCGUUUACAAGAGGGAAGGCAAUGAUCUAGUAAUUACUCAAAAAAUUUCUCUCGUAGAAGCACUAACAGGUUGCACGUUGAAUUUGGUAACUUUGGAUGGUAGGAAUUUAAGCAUUCCUGUUACGGAAGUUGUCAGUCCCGGCAGUGAAAAAGUAAUACCAAAUGAAGGAAUGCCCAUCGGCAAAGAACAUGGACGGAAAGGCAACCUACGCAUUAAGUUUGAUAUCAAAUUCCCAACUAGGUUGACUCCUGAGCAAAAAAUAGGCUUAAAGAGGAUACUUGGGGGUUAAAUUUUCCUUCUGGAAUGACUAUCAGUGCAACUAGAUCUCUUAAUUUCCUAUAUGGUUUGAAGGAAAUCUUGUAUGGUUAAGAGAUAGAUUAAGGACUGGGUUCGAACCAACUGGUCCCACAAGGGUCAUAUUAAGGGUCAUAUUGGUUUGCAAGUGCAUGUAUUAUGGCGCCAGAUCUUGAAAUUAUACUCUUUUGCUGGAGGAUAUAACCUAUCCCCUAAACUGUAAUGAUUGAAGAGUAUUUUUGCAUCCAAACCAAAUUGGUUUUAUCAUGAGAUUGUACAUUCAUUGGAUGAAAUAUUAAAACAAAUUUUCUUAGAAAAUUUUCAGGUUCC